Cydia fagiglandana is the source of this 769-nucleotide messenger RNA. RefSeq names its product acidic phospholipase A2 2-like. The record is from RefSeq and is a predicted model, not a curated record. The transcript is spliced from 3 exons. The coding region runs from base 429 to 731 and encodes 100 amino acids. Gene Ontology annotation, molecular function: calcium ion binding; phospholipid binding. NCBI's taxonomy places the organism in Eukaryota, Metazoa, Arthropoda, Insecta, Lepidoptera, Tortricidae. Gene Ontology annotation, biological process: lipid catabolic process; phospholipid metabolic process; arachidonate secretion.
CUGUGCACGUGUUUUCUUUUACACAGUGGGACAUCAUAUUGGCCCACUAAGCUGGGCCAGCGAGUAGAGACAGUAGUGGUAUCGGAUAGCAUAUGGCCCGGCGGGAUGGCGAUGGAAUGGCCGCGGUGUCGGUUUUUCGUCCGCACGUCUAUAUGUGGCCCAUUCCAUAGUGCGUGCUCUCAACCAUCGCAUGGCCAUGUAGCUGUUCCAGCGCUGGGCCAUCAUGUAGACGAGCCAUUACCAGGCGUAGCACACUCCGCAUUUUACCCUAAGUUAGCGAAGGCUAAGGUGAAACUAUUUGUACUGAUCCUGUGAUAUUAGUUUUAGGGUCGAACACGUUACGUAGAGAAAUACUGCAGCAAUGGCGUGAGGAGAAUACGACAGGGAAUGUCGUUCCGUCUGUGCGUGGCAUUAUAAAUCUAUUCAGCAUGAUCGAGUGCGCGACCGACUGUAAUCCGUGGCAUUUAAAAUACUAUGGAAACUACUGCGGCUUGGGUGGUUCCGGUACUCCUAUAAAUGAUAUUGACAGUUGUUGCGAACAACACGACGCGUGUUACGACGACAACAAAGAGUUGUACGGCUGCUCGAGCAGCAUGUACGUGUCACCGUACGAAUGGAGCUGCAACGACGGCUACCCGUCCUGCCACGACGGGCGCGACAGGUGCGGGUUGUGGACUUGCGUGUGCGACAAGGCCAUGAUGGAGUGCUUGAAUGACGCCGGGUGCCCUUAGUUUCCAACGGUAGGGGUACAAAUCGCUUGCUAAGCCCC